Messenger RNA from Daldinia loculata, 701 nucleotides. RefSeq lists its product as uncharacterized. NCBI's taxonomy places the organism in Eukaryota, Fungi, Ascomycota, Sordariomycetes, Xylariales, Hypoxylaceae. The transcript has a single exon. The coding region runs from base 82 to 609 and encodes 175 amino acids. The record is from RefSeq and is a predicted model, not a curated record.
UCUGGUUCCCAAUAGACCAUCGGGGUUCUCUUGCAUAGUCUACAUACACUCGUUCACUCCAGUAAAACCAUCUCAAGCAAAAUGUACGUCCUCGCCGCCCUCACUUUCGCUUCCGCGGCCCUCGCGGUGCCCUUCCCUCUUAGAAGGGCAUACGGUACGGGUGCGCCAUCCUACCCGGCUAUCCCUACACCCGUUCCUACAUUUCCCGGUACUGCACCGACUGGCGGAUCGACAGCCUUGCCAACCGUAGUUGAUCCAACAACGUCGUCGUACCAUGUUACCGUCACGUAUGCGACCAGCUCUUCGGUUCUCACGUCUGCAGUGCCAUUCCCAACAAGUUCCCUAGAGACAUCUGUCUCAUCGCUAUCUUCAUCUCUCCCUAUUUCUCAGCCGGAGCCUACGCCGUCUGUGUCUCAGCCAGCCGACGUGCCCUCUUCAUUCCCAACGUUUCCGGCUUCUUUCCCGACGUUCCCCGGAACUGCCCCGGGAACUGCACCAGGAACCGUACCUACUGGCGGUUUCCCUCAGCAGCCGGCUACCUCCCAGUACUCCGUGAGCGUUAGCUACUCCCGGACCAACCCCGGCUACCCAGUUGCCACGCCCAACUAAGCUAUACGCCUACAAUGAGAAGACACGCGGCACGCCCCCCUCGGAAAAGAAAAGAAAAAUUUGAUUCGCAAGAUCGAAGACGACCCUCUACC